CAUCGUGCCUCAGUUGUUCCUAAACGCUGAUUCAGUGAAGUCGGGUAGGCGAUAAGUAUACGGUGCUGAAAGAAAAGUUUCAUAAGCCUUCCGGCGGAAUUCCCUCUAUUAGUAGAUCAAAACUCAUUUGUUUAACUAUAACAUUUUAUUUGAUCAACCAAAUAAAUGGUGUCUGAGGUUCGGCACUCUUUUGGUUCACAAUUCACGUUUAGUGCCACCGCAAAUGUUUUUAGAAAGAUAAGGCGUUGUUAAAAGCUUCGUUCGGUAUAUAAUGGCUAACUAAGGGGCAAAACGAUCAGUGUUAACACAAACGUUAUCAAAAACAGGCAACAAAGACGCGACCGCUCGCAAUGCUUUUUACAAUCGCCCUUUUGGGCGUGGUCCUGGCCUUGGCCUACAGUUUGCAUGUGAAAAUCUUCUCUUAUUGGAAGAGGAAAGGAGUUCCACACGAGAGGCCACUGCCGCUAGUUGGCAACAUGAAGGGUAUCGUGAAGAAGUACCACUUCCGCGAUAUCAACCAAAGAAUCUAUAAGAAGUUUAAGGGCAAGGCUCCCAUCGCCGGAAUGUACAUGUUCUUCAGGCGAACUGCCAUGAUCACCGAUCUGGAUUUCAUCAAGCAGGUGAUGAUCAAGGACUUCAGCUACUUCCAGGAUCGUAGUGCCUUCAACAAUCCCCGGGACGAUCCGCUCACAGGCCACCUGUUUGCACUGGAGGGCGAUGAGUGGCGCGCCAUGCGGCACAAGCUGUCUCCCGUUUUCACCUCCGGGAAGAUAAAGCAGAUGUCGAAGGUGAUCGUGGACGUGGGUCUUCGCCUGGGCGAUGCCAUGGAUAAGGCGGUGCAGGAGGCCCAAGUGGAGGACGGUAAUGUGGAGAUCAAGGACCUCUGUGCCCGGUUCACCACGGAUGUCAUUGGAUCGUGCGCCUUCGGGCUGGAGUGCAACAGUCUCCAGGAUCCCAGUGCCGAGUUCCGACAGAAGGGUCGUGAAAUAUUCACCAGGCGGCGUCAUUCCACGCUAGUGCAAGCGUUUAUCUUCACCAACGCCAGGUUGGCUAAAAAACUAAGAAUGAAAAUACUGCCCGAUGAUGUGACCGAGUUCUUCAUGGCGGCGGUGAAGAACACCGUUGACUAUCGCCUCAGGAACGGCAUAAAGCGCAACGACUUCAUCGAGCAAAUGAUAGAGCUCCGAGCGGAGGACCAGGAGGCGGCUAGGAAGGGUCAGGGCAUCGAUCUCUCCCACGGCUUGACCCUGGAGCAAAUGGCUGCCCAGGCCUUCGUCUUCUUCGUGGCUGGCUUCGAGACCUCCUCCAGCACCAUGUCCUUCUGCCUGUACGAGUUGGCCCUGCAGCCGGAGAUUCAGCGGCGGUUGAGGGAGGAGAUUGAAAGUGUGCUGGCCAGUGUGGAAGGAGGAGAGCUGAGCUACGACGUUCUGGCUGAAAUGAGCUACUUGGAUCAGGUGCUAUCAGAAACUCUUCGAAAGCAUCCCCUGCUUCCCCAUCUCAUUCGGGAGGCUAAUCGAGACUACAAAAUUCCCCACUCGGAUAUUGUGCUGGACAAGGGCGUCCUUGCCCUGAUUCCCGUUCACAAUAUUCACCACGAUCCUGAGAUAUAUCCCGAUCCGGAAAGGUUCGAUCCCAGUCGCUUUGAUCCGGAGGAAGUCAAGAACCGCCAUCCGAUGGCCUACUUGCCCUUUGGCGAUGGACCGCGGAACUGCAUUGGACUGCGGUUCGGAAAGAUUCAGGCCAAGAUCGGGCUCGUGUCGCUGCUCCGGCGUUUCAAAUUCUCCGUAUCAAGUCGCACCGAAGUUCCUUUGAUAUUUUCCAAGAAAUCUUUUCUGUUGGGCACCGAGAACGGCAUUUACCUGAAAGUUGAAAGUAUUUGAAAUUAUCUGCAAUGUAUAAAGUAGAAAAUAAUAAGCGCCAAGUACACCGAACAUUA
Molecule: messenger RNA, 1936 nt
Organism: Drosophila erecta
Lineage: Eukaryota; Metazoa; Arthropoda; Insecta; Diptera; Drosophilidae
Gene: Cyp6a14
Product: probable cytochrome P450 6a14
Exons: 2
Coding region: 351-1880 (509 amino acids)
Molecular function (GO): monooxygenase activity; oxidoreductase activity, acting on paired donors, with incorporation or reduction of molecular oxygen; heme binding
Source: RefSeq, a predicted model, not a curated record